GGGCGGGGCGGGGCUUGGGGUGGAUCCGGCGCCGUCGCCUUCGCCGCCGCCUCAGCGGAGCUAGUGUGAGCGCGGCCGUGGUGGGAGUCGCAGCGGGUCCCGCAGCCGCGUCCCUCCCUCCUUCGGUGCCCUCGCGUCGCCUCUGGGAUGCGGGGCCGCGCCUCGCCAUGACGGCCUCGGGACGCGUCGCUCUCCGGCUCCGGCUCCAGCCCCAGGCGGCGGCUCCUCUCGGGGUGGUGCUGCGGCGCGCCGCCGCUGUCCGACCCGGCGCCUGCUGACUGCGGCUCCCGCUCCUCCUCCUCCUCCGCCACCGCGCCUACGCCCCGGCUCGGCGCCGGUCCCGAGGAAAUUUGAACAUAACUUUGAAAGAAGACUUCUUUUUCAAUAUUUGAACUCCGUAUAACAAGGCCAUCAGAAUGUCAGGAGCCUCAGUGAAGGUGGCUGUUCGGGUCAGGCCCUUCAAUUCCCGAGAGACCAGCAAAGAAUCCAAAUGUAUCAUUCAGAUGCAAGGCAACUCAACCAGUAUUGUCAAUCCAAAGAACCCAAAGGAAGCGCCGAAGUCCUUCAGCUUUGACUAUUCCUACUGGUCUCACACCUCGCCUGAAGAUCCCUGUUUUGCAUCUCAGAACCGGGUAUACAAUGACAUUGGAAAAGAAAUGCUCUUACAUGCCUUUGAAGGCUACAACGUUUGUAUUUUUGCCUAUGGACAGACAGGUGCUGGAAAAUCCUAUACAAUGAUGGGCAAACAGGAAGAAAGUCAGGCAGGCAUCAUCCCACAGUUAUGUGAGGAACUCUUUGAGAAAAUCAAUGAUAACAGUAAUGAGGAAAUGUCUUACUCUGUGGAGGUGAGUUACAUGGAAAUUUACUGUGAGAGGGUAAGGGAUUUGCUGAAUCCAAAAAAUAAGGGUAAUUUGAGAGUCCGAGAGCAUCCUCUUCUUGGACCCUAUGUGGAAGACUUAUCUAAGCUGGCAGUUACUUCUUAUACAGAUAUUGCAGACCUCAUGGAUGCUGGGAACAAAGCCAGGACAGUGGCAGCUACCAACAUGAAUGAGACCAGUAGCCGUUCCCAUGCUGUAUUCACCAUUGUUUUUACCCAGAAGAAACUUGAUUCUGAAACUAACCUCUCAACAGAGAAGGUCAGCAAGAUCAGUUUGGUGGAUCUGGCUGGAAGUGAAAGAGCUGACUCAACUGGUGCCAAAGGGACUCGAUUAAAGGAAGGAGCAAAUAUCAAUAAAUCUCUUACAACUCUGGGCAAAGUCAUUUCAGCCUUGGCAGAAGUGGAUAACUGCACCAGCAAGAGUAAAAAGAAGAAAAAAACAGAUUUUAUUCCAUACAGAGAUUCUGUUCUGACUUGGCUCCUUCGAGAGAAUCUAGGUGGGAACUCUCGCACUGCAAUGGUUGCUGCCCUCAGCCCGGCAGAUAUCAACUACGAUGAAACUCUGAGCACUUUAAGAUAUGCAGAUCGUGCAAAACAAAUUAAGUGCAAUGCUGUCAUCAAUGAAGAUCCCAAUGCCAAGCUUGUUCGAGAACUGAAGGAGGAGGUCACAAGAUUGAAAGACCUCCUGCGUGCUCAAGGGCUGGGAGAUAUCAUUGAUAUUGAUCCAUUGGUCGAUGAUUACUCUGGAAGUGGAGUCAAAUCCUCCAUGGGGUCCCUUACAACAUCUCCAUCUUCCUGCUCACUAAAUAGUCAGGUGGGCUUAACAUCUGUGACCAGUAUUCAGGAGAGGAUCAUGUCUACUCCUGGGGGAGAAGAGGCCAUUGAACGUCUUAAGGAAUCUGAGAAGAUCAUUGCUGAAUUGAAUGAGACAUGGGAAGAGAAGCUGCGUAAAACAGAGGCCAUCAGGAUGGAGAGAGAGGCCUUAUUGGCUGAAAUGGGAGUUGCCAUUCGGGAAGAUGGAGGAACUCUGGGUGUCUUUUCACCGAAAAAGACUCCACAUCUUGUUAACCUCAAUGAAGAUCCGCUCAUGUCUGAAUGCUUGCUUUACUACAUCAAAGAUGGCGUCACACGGGUUGGCCAAGCAGAUGCUGAACGGCGCCAAGACAUAGUGCUUAGUGGGGCUCACAUUAAAGAGGAGCACUGUAUCUUCCGGAGUGAGAGAAAUCAGAAUGGUGAAGUUAUUGUGACUUUAGAACCUUGUGAGCGCUCUGAAACUUAUGUGAAUGGCAAGAGAGUUGUACAGCAUGUACAGCUACGAUCAGGAAAUCGCAUCAUCAUGGGUAAAAAUCACGUUUUUCGUUUCAACCAUCCGGAGCAAGCACGGGCUGAACGUGAAAAAACUCCAUCAGCUGAAACACCUUCUGAACCAGUCGACUGGACAUUUGCCCAGAGAGAGCUUCUGGAGAAACAAGGCAUUGAUAUGAAACAGGAGAUGGAAAAAAGGCUCCAGGAAAUGGAAAUCUUAUAUAAGAAAGAGAAAGAGGAAGCUGACCUCUUACUGGAGCAGCAGAGACUGGAUUAUGAAAGUAAAUUGCAGGCCCUACAAAAGCAGGUUGAGACCCGCUCACUUACUGCAGAAACCACUGAGGAGGAAGAAGAAGAAGAAGAAGUCCCCUGGACACAACACGAAUUUGAGUUGGCACAGUGGGCAUUCCGGAAAUGGAAAUUUCAUCAGUUUACCUCAUUAAGAGAUCUGCUCUGGGGAAAUGCAGUUUACUUGAAGGAAGCCAAUGCUAUCAGUGUAGAGUUGAAGAAGAAGGUACAGUUUCAGUUUGUUCUGCUGACUGACACACUCUACUCCCCUUUGCCGCCUGAGCUGCUGCCCUCUGAGAUGGAGAAAACUCAGGAUGAUAGACCUUUCCCUCGUACAGUUGUGGCUGUGGAAGUACAGGAUCUGAAAAAUGGAGCAACACAUUAUUGGUCUUUGGAAAAACUCAAACAAAGACUGGAACUGAUGCGAGAGAUGUAUGACAGGGCUGGAGAAAUGGCUUCCAACGCCCAGGACGAUGGAGAAGCAACAAUGACUGGCAGUGACCCUUUUUAUGACCGGUUCCAUUGGUUCAAACUGGUAGGAAGCUCCCCCAUUUUCCACGGCUGUGUGAAUGAGCGCCUUGCUGACCGUACGCCUUCCCCCACUUUUUCCACGGCUGAUUCCGACAUCACUGAGCUGGCUGAUGAGCAACAAGAUGAAAUGGAGGACUUUGAUGAUGAGGCAUUCGUGGAUGACACUGGCUCUGACGCAGGGACGGAGGAGGGAUCAGAUCUCUUCAGUGAUGGGCACGACCCGUUUUACGACCGAUCCCCUUGGUUCAUUUUAGUGGGAAGGGCAUUUGUCUACCUGAGUAACCUGUUGUACCCAGUACCCUUGAUUCAUAGAGUGGCUGUUGUUAGUGAGAAGGGGGAAGUUCGAGGAUUUCUGCGUGUGGCAGUACAGGCUAUUGCAGCUGAUGAAGAAGCUCCUGAUUAUGGCUCUGGGAUUCGGCAGUCAGGAACAGCUAAAAUAUCUUUCGAUAAUGAAUAUUUUAAUCAGAGUGAUUUUUCUUCAGUUGCGAUGACCCGCUCUGGAUUGUCCCUUGAGGAACUAAGGAUUGUGGAGGGGCAGGGUCAGAGUUCUGACAUCAUUACUCCUCCAGAAGAAAUCAUUCGAGGGAAUGAACCAGACUUAAAGUCAGGCACUUUGCUGGAUGGGAAAAUGGUGAUGGAAGGGUUUCCCGAGGAGGUUGGAGACCAUCUGAAGCUGGGCAGUGCUUUCACUUUCCGUGUGACGGUAUUGCAGGCCAGUGGGAUCCUCCCAGAGUAUGCAGACAUCUUCUGCCAAUUCAACUUCUUACAUCGUCAUGAUGAAGCAUUCUCUACUGAACCCCUAAAAAACAACGGCAGGGGAAGUCCUCUCGGCUUUUAUCACGUUCAAAAUAUUGCAGUGGAGGUAACGGAAUCCUUUGUGGACUACAUCAAGACCAAGCCUAUAGUAUUUGAAGUUUUUGGGCAUUACCAGCAACACCCUCUUCAUGUUCAGGGACAGGAGCUUCACAGUCCUCCUCAACCAUCCCGGCGGUUCUUCCCUCCACCCAUGCCGCUGUCCAAACCAGUGCCAGCAACAAAGUUGAACACUAUGAGCAAAACCAGCUUGGGCCAGAGUAUGAGCAAAUAUGACCUUCUUGUUUGGUUUGAGAUCAGUGAACUGGAACCUACAGGAGAGUAUAUCCCAGCUGUGGUUGAUCACACUGCAGGCCUUCCCUGUCAAGGAACAUUUCUGCUUCACCAGGGCAUCCAGCGGAGGAUCACAGUGACCAUUAUCCACGAGAAGGGCAGUGAGCUCCACUGGAAGGAUGUUCGAGAGCUGGUGGUAGGUCGAAUCAGGAGCAAAGCAGAGGUGGAUGAAGCAGCUGUUGAUGCCAUUCUUUCUCUGAACAUCAUCUCUGCCAAGUACCUGAAGUCUUCCCACAACUCUAGCAGGACCUUCUAUCGUUUUGAGGCUGUGUGGGACAGCUCUUUGCAUAAUUCCCUCUUGCUGAACAGAGUGACACCCUAUGGAGAGAAGAUCUACAUGACCCUGUCUGCAUACCUAGAGCUUGACCAUUGCAUUCAACCAGCUGUGAUCACUAAGGAUGUUUGUAUGGUCUUCUAUUCAAGAGAUGCCAAGAUCUCACCACCACGCUCUCUUCGCAGCCUGUUUGGGAGUGGCUACUCCAAGUCCCCAGACUCAAACCGUGUAACUGGAAUUUAUGAACUCAGUUUGUGCAAAAUGGCAGACACAGGCAGUCCCGGUAUGCAAAGGAGAAGAAGAAAAGUUCUAGACACAUCUGUGGCCUAUGUCCGUGGAGAAGAGAACCUAGCAGGCUGGCGGCCCAGAGGAGACAGCCUUAUUCUUGAGCAUCAGUGGGAACUGGAGAAAUUAGAGCUUCUCCAUGAGGUAGAGAAGACUCGUCAUUUCCUGCUGCUCCGUGAGAAGCUUGGCGACAGCAUCCCCAAGUCCCUGAGUGAUUCCCUGUCUCCUAGCCUCAGCAGCGGGACCCUGAGCACCUCCACCAGCAUCUCUUCUCAAAUCUCCACCACCACCUUGGAGAGUGCAGUCACACCGAGUGAGAGCAGUGGCUACGACUCAGCUGACAUCGAGAGUCUGGUGGAUCGGGAGAAAGAGCUGGCUACCAAGUGCCUGCAACUUCUCACCCACACUUUCAACCGAGAAUUUAACCAGGUACACAGUAGCAUCAGUGACUGUAAGUUGUCUGAUAUUUCUCCAAUUGGGCGAGAUCCAUCAGUGUCCAGUUUCAGCAGUGCCACCCUCACCCCUUCGUCUACCUGCCCCUCUCUGGUAGACUCAAGGUGCAGCUCAGGGGACCAGAAGACCCCAGAAGCUAACUCUCGGGCCUCUAGUCCCUGCCCAGAGUUUGAACAGUUCCAGUUGGUCCCAACAGUGGAGACGCCUUACUUGGCUCGAGCUGGAAAAAAUGAAUUCCUCAACCUUGUUCCAGAUAUUGAAGAAAUUAGACCUGGCUCAGUGGUCUCUAAGAAGGGGUACCUCCAUUUUAAGGAACCAUAUUCCAGCAAUUGGGCUAAACAUUUCGUAGUGGUACGACGUCCGUAUGCAUUCAUCUACAACAGCGACAAAGAUCCAGUAGAGCGAGGGAUCAUUAAUUUAUCUACAGCCCAAGUGGAAUACAGUGAGGACCAGCAGGCCAUGGUGAAGACAUCCAGCACCUUUGCUGUCUUCACAAAGCACCGCGGCGUCCUUCUCCAAGCUAUCAAUGACAAGGACAUGAAUGACUGGUUAUAUGCCUUUAACCCACUCCUUGCUGGCACAAUACGGUCAAAACUCUCUCGCAGACGCACAGGUCCAUUGAAGUACUGAGCAGGUGCUGCAGAGCCCCCUCCCUUGCCUUCAGACAGAGAAAAAGGGUCACCACUCAUUCUCUUUGUGCUUCUUGACAGUUCUUCUUGUAUGUGCUCCUGUGGCUUAACUACUGCUCCUUCCCCACCAUGUGGUUUUCUAGCCCUCUUGUUCCCUAACCCUUCUUGCUCUGUCUUCUUUUCAUUUCUCCUCUGCUGAGAGUACUACUAGUAGCAUGUGGUCAAACAAAAGGACGAAUGGAAAAAAGAGGAGAUCCGAUGAAUCUCCAAAUUUUUUUUGUUGGGGUAGGGGUGUUCAUUUUGGAUUAUUGGUUAGCUCCUCUGACCACCUUUGGAUAUUUUCGUCUGUCGUUGAAAACUGCUUCUGACUUUUCUUCCCCUUUCCUGAUUUGUGGUGAGGUCAUUACAGUUUCCCCAGUGACCUCGAACCUAUGGGAAGGGGAAGGGAUCCAGCCCCUUUGUCACUUGGAUAAGGGGCCUCACGCUGACAGAAAUCACAGUUAGACACUUUCUUGGGUUUUUGUUUUUCUUCUUCUUCUGGCUCUGAUUUAUCCUUAAGUUUCUUUCCAGACAAAGCAGCUAUAAUGAAAAUUGGACUCUUUUGUGAGAAUUAAUUGGAGCUCGCCUGAAAAGAGACUUUGUAAUAGUUUAGCUGAAGGUCGGGGGUGUUGGGGAGAAAAUUAUUUUCAGUAGGCUUGAAGCAGUGGCUUUCUCUAUUAAAUGAAAGUGGCUCUACUAUUGGCAUCAGGUAAGGAGUGUGAGAUGUCAGCUUGCAUGCCACUGUGCCGUUACGGUCCAAACAUCCAAACUGUAAGGGGUGGAAACAGGUAGACGAAUUCUCCCGAGUCAUCACUCCCUGGAAGUCCCAUGCAGCCCUGUGGGCCGUAGGAUCAGGAAGGAAAGUUGAUUCACUGGAACUUGAAACUUAUCUCCUUAGCACUAGUAAUGUUACUGGGGUUGCCCUUUGGAAUACAUGCAUUGGAGUAUAAGAAUUAGCCAGAAGGGGGGAAUGUUUCAUUUGUGAUGAGUAAUAAUAUUAUUGUUGUUAAUUGAUGAAGUCAUAAUUGACCCAAGAAAACUAUUAUCAAAAAGAGUGGUAAUCAAGCGUCCCUACCUUUGGUCCCACUGGCCUUCAUCCAAGAGGAGAAAGUAUAUUCCUUCUGUGUCCAUAUAUACUUCUAGCUUUAUUUUGCAGGUCCCUGAGUUGAGAUGGCCAAAACAAAAUCUCCGCUGAAGUGUGUUUGUGUCUGUGUGUGUGUGUGUGUGUGUGUGUGUAUACACAUAAAUAAGGGCAUGCAAAGGAGGAGAAAACAAUGUAUGCCUGAACUCAUGAAUUUGGUGUCAGAUUUUUUCCUUCCCUUAGAGAGAAGCUAUUCUUAUGCAUUCUCUUAUCCCUCCUGCUCUCUGCCUUUCUUCCCUAGAGAUUUAGUGGGUCUUGCUAGAACAGAAGAAAAGGGCUCCCUACUGAGAAAGGAGAAAGCUGCUCCUGAGCAAGGGCAUCCUCACCUCUAGGCAACUUCAUCUGCUUCAGAGGGAUGAUCCCUGGAGAGCAGCAUGCUGCCCCUCUUAUCCUGUCUGUUCUUUCAUUGGCCAUUGAGUUUUACAGAAAUGACAGAAGAGAACAAAGGUCUCCAGGUUACCUCAGUUAAUUUAUUAGAUGACUGGAGAUUCUUAUGCCAUCCUCUGCUUCCUUCCAAAGUAGCACUCUAUUCCACCGUAGCCACGCUUGAAGGCUGUGCACUGAGAUCUCAGCCUUGAGGUUGACGGUGUUCCCCAACAAGGCCCAGGUAGAUUAUGAUCAUGGCAGCCAGAGAAGUCUAUGGGAGUGCUGAUUGCCUUCUCCACGGAGCUGUCCAUCAGUCCAUCUCCAUCUCACCCCUUCAGCGCUAAGUUCCCCUGCUUCAUCCACCAGAGCCUGCAGUUAAGAGGAUGAACAAGUCUGAGAGCUUGGUACAAGAGGAACAGGAAGGCCAAGAUCGUACCGUGGUGGGCCCGAGCUAAAACCCUCUCUCGUGGAUUCUUCCGUUCCCCCCAUCUCAUUUAUUUUAUUAGCUGUUUGUGGGAUUUUUACUGCUCUCAGAUGUUUCUUUGUUAUCUCUGGAGUGGACACAACAUGCAGUCCUGGCGUGGUACAAACCAGGAUCUGUUCAUGCUGUGGACGGCUUCCUGGUCGAAGUUCAUCAAGCCUACUGAUGAAUGAAGAACAAAGUGGAAGCUCACUUAGGCCUUGCGUGAUAAGGCUGAGGCUGUUGUCAUGCCUAACUCAAGAGGACAUAUCUGUUAUAGGUGUGGGUGAGAAGGCCGAGAGGCAGUAAGAUCAUGUGGCCCACUCAAGUGACUUGGGUUUAGUUUGGGUUUGUUUUGUUUUGUUUUGUUUUUUAAGUAGAACAAAACUAGUUGGGAAAGUCUUUGCUUUGGGUAAGUCAGAUGAGUUAAUUGAAUUACACAUCUACACUGAUCACAGCUAAGAGACCUAUGUUUGAAAGCAAGAGGAAUGGCGCCAUCCUGCGGCAGGGACCAGGACAGGUGUGUGGCUGCUGCUUGUCCCUAUUGAAGCUACUUUGCCCCGCUCCUACCUGGCUGCCAGGCACAGCUUCUGUGUCUCCUGAGGAUCUAGGCUUGCACCACUCCUACCUAGGUCCCCAGGAAGUGGGUCUGGUGGCAGCGACUGCCGUAUGAUGCUUUGAGUAGACAGAUCCAACUGCAGUCACACAGGUGGAAAUAAUCAACUGAUUCUAAGUUACUUGCUGUUCACAUGUUCACAAGGCAAUCUGAUUGGUUCUAGAGCCUUAAAAAACACCCUAAGAAUUAAAGGGGAAUGUGUGGCACUGUUUCCUCCCCUUUCCUUGUCCCCUCUUAUCUGCUCAAACCUCCUUCCCCUUAAGAAAGCAAUAGCUUGUGUUCAGAAAUGCUACCUGAUUUUGUGCAGCCUGCUUGGGAGUCAGCCAGCUCUCAGGGCAGGGACCAUGCCAGGGGCCAGCCAACCCACUGACCAUGGCCGCCAGAACAUGCAACUUCAGUAGUGAUUUGGAAUUCUUAAAUUGGAUUUUUAAAAAUUAUUUAGUUAUAUCAAAAAUGAUUGUCCCCUAGCCAAGAAACACAGGACAGUUUUGGCUUUUUGGUAACUACAUAAAAUUUAUGAACCACUUAACACUUUAUUUUUUCUCUAUCCUAAGAUUAGGGGGAGGGAAAUAAAAUCAUUGUAAAAGGUCUUUUUCAGACCAAAAAAAUAGUGACUUUCCUGGCACAUAUUUCAAAGCAAAGACUUUGCUGCCUGCUGCUUAUUAUCUAAUUUACAGGGAUAUUUAAUUUUGUUUUGUAAUGUAUUGUAUAUUUACACAUCUGUAAUUAAUUGCACAUUAGACUGGAAAAAAAGGAUUAUCCAGAGGUUAGCACUAAUUGGUGUUCUCCGUUUGACUCCUACUGCCUGGCCACCACUCUGUUUCUAUUGUACAGCAUCAAUUCUUCCGUUCUUGUGGGCCUUUGUCUUUCCUUUUAGUUUUGUUCUCUUUUUAAAGGCCAGUUGUUAACCUGCUUCUUAAAAAGAGACUAAUGCUGCUGUUCUCGGAAGGUUUUCUGAAUGAAUGUAUUUGAAAUAGGACUCUAACUUGUGUGCAUUGCAUCUGUCCACUGUGGCUACUAAUUAAUUACCCAAUGUUCCAAACCAUUACUAUAUGUACUGGGAAUGUAUUAACUUUGUGCUUCCUUGUUAAACGGAAACAUCAGCUGUUCAGUAAAGAGAGAGUUUUGUUGUUCAAAAGGCCAUUUAUGAAAUUUUGGUCCAAGUCCCAUAAGAAAUUUAGGAAAACUGGCAGUUAUUUAAGAAACAGAAAACUUCUGUGACUGAUAGUAAGUUUCUCUCCAAAACCUACAACCAAAUAGCUGUGCUCAGAUGGAAAGCUAGAGGGAUGCUGGUGUUUCGCCACACCUUUGCUGCCGUGUUGUUUUCUCACGUCUGGCAUUAGUUGACCUACAUGGUUCCAUCAACACUCAUGUGUUUUGUGUAUUUUCGAUGUUGUUGCUAAAAAUGCUCUUCCCUCAUACCCAUCUCCCAUCGACACCCUCCCACCCAACAACAAAAACCAUAAAGCAUAAGUGGCCUUCUUGAACCAAUACUUUGCAAACUGAUCUCUCCCCAGUGAAGGAAUCAAGCACAUUAGCAAUGAUGUACAUUAUUAAUUUCAGAUUUUCAUUUCAUGUUUUAUUUUGUAAAUAUAUCUGAUGUUUGGAGCUUCAGUAUACAAAAUGUAAAUAUAGUUCGUGUAUUUGUACUAAUUUGGAUUCAUUUGCUGUAUAGCCUUAGAUGUGCAAUGCAGACAUUAAAUAACUGUGUAUGGUAACCUUGCACCAUGGAACUGUUAGUGAACGAGGUAAAACAAUAAAGGUACAACCAGUGCAUCCAG
Molecule: messenger RNA, 10191 nt
Organism: Trichosurus vulpecula (common brushtail)
Lineage: Eukaryota; Metazoa; Chordata; Mammalia; Diprotodontia; Phalangeridae
Gene: KIF1B
Product: kinesin family member 1B
Exons: 49
Coding region: 417-5789 (1790 amino acids)
Biological process (GO): microtubule-based movement
Molecular function (GO): ATP binding; microtubule binding; microtubule motor activity
Source: RefSeq, a predicted model, not a curated record